Messenger RNA from Neoarthrinium moseri, 321 nucleotides. RefSeq lists its product as uncharacterized. Lineage: Eukaryota; Fungi; Ascomycota; Sordariomycetes; Amphisphaeriales; Apiosporaceae. The transcript has a single exon. The coding region runs from base 1 to 321 and encodes 106 amino acids. The record is from RefSeq and is a predicted model, not a curated record.
AUGCAUAUCCUCACACUUCUGUCCGUCUUCCUCCUAAAUAUACUCCCGGUCCUCGCGACACCCGUGGCGGGCUUGGUGGACCUGACGUCUAACCCGCUGCUCGGGGGCCUCCUGUCGCUGGUGGGCAACGUCGGCAACGCGCCGCCGCCGAAGCUGUUGUGGACGCCCAGGCCGUCGCCCGAGUGCGCGGCCGUCAACGGCGGCGAGCUGCAGUGCUGCCGCGGGACCCUGGCGGGCGACCAGCCGUUGGUGGUGUUCCUGGCUGCGGUAUACGGAUAUAAGCUGAACCCUAAUGAUAUUAACGGCCUCGUCUGUAAGUGA